CUCGUUCUCUAGGGUUCUUGGCUCUGGCGCUCGUCGAUUCCUGUGAGUAGGUUCUUUCCAGCUAGCGGCGAUGCAUGACAGAGGUCGCGGCGAGCAUCGCCGUCCAGCAGCGCCUUGGAUCGGGCAUUUUUGCCUUGCUCGGCGCUUGCGGCAGCGCCAGGGAUUUGCAGAGCGCGGAGAGAGUCCACGCGAUCGUGAUCCGGGCUGGGAUCGAGCAGGGGAUUCUGGUGGCGAAUUCCAUUGUCAGCAUGUAUGGGAAAUGUGGGAGCCCGGAGAACGCGAGGAGGGUGUUUGAUGCGUUACAGUGGCCGGAUCUCGUGUCGUGGAACUGUUUGAUUCUGGGAUACGCGGAGAAUGGGCAGGAAGAGACUGCGCUGGAGAUGCUCUUUCGGAUGGAAGAGUAUGGCUGUGCUCCAGAUUCGCGAUCGUUCGUAGCUGGUCUAAGAGCUUGCGUCAAUCUGGCAAGAAAGGAGGAUUGGAACGCUGGAACUAAGCUAAAAUCGCUGGAAAAGGCGAAGCUCGUCCACGGCUAUGCGGCCUCGAUUGGAGCUCACAGGAACGACUUUGUUGGCAGUUCUCUUGUCGACCUCUACGCAAAGUGUGGAAGCAUGGCGGAUUCCAGACGGGUGUUUGACGCGAUGGCUCAUCCAACAGCGGUGGCUUGGAACUCUUUGCUGGCUGGAUAUGUCUACAAUGGAGAAGAGAAGGAAGCACUCGAGAUGUUCCAGCUCUUGCGACGUGUUGGUCGACCGGAUGCUCUAGCUUUUGCCGCUGCUCUACGUGCUUGCGCUGGUAUUGGUGCGAAAGGAAACAAGUUGGAUGCUCUGAGCAAAGGCAUGGCCAUUCACAGCGACGCGGAGAAGAAUGGUUUCGAGCCGAAUCUAGUUCUCUCGAACAUCCUGGUGGACAUGUAUGCCAAGUGUGGGAGCAUGGUGGAUUCGAGCAGGGUGUUCUACAAGAUGCCAUUUCGUGAUCUCGUUUCCUGGAAUUCGUUGAUUCUGGGAUACGUGGAGAACCAGGAAGCCGAGCUGGCUCUAAGCUUGUUCACAGAUAUGAUGCGGUUUCAAAUUCGAUCCGACAGUAGAACCUUGGUCGCUGCACUAAAGGCUUGUGGCAUUUUGGCAUCGAAGGAAAAGCUUAAAGAGCUUGGCAACGAGAAGAUGGUCAAGGUGGAAGCUCUUGAGAAAGGAAUGCUUUUUCACUCUAUAGCUGAAAAGGCUGGCAACUUCAACAGUUUCGUUGGGAACACUUUGGUGGACUUCUACGCAAAGUGUGGAAGUAUGGUGGAUUCUCAGAGGGUGUUUGACGGCAUGAAGCAUCGUGAUGUUCGUUCCUGGACCGCCUUGAUACUUGGAUAUGUGGAAAACGGGGACGAGCAACAGGCUCUACAGGCUUUUGACCUCCAGGACUGUCCUGUUGAUGCUCUUAGCUUCGUCGUGGCGUUGAAGGCGUGCAGUGGUCUAGCUGUGAAAGUGUUGAAACCAGAAGAUCGAGCUCAAGUGCUGGAGAAAGGAAUGGCUGUGCACAGCUAUGCUCGGAAGGAUGGUUAUGGCUCCAACUGGCUGAUUGUGAGUACGCUGGUGGACAUGUACUCAAGCCUCGGUAGUAUGGUGGACGCCAAAAGAGCCUUCGACGGUAUCGAACUAGUUCGUCACGACGUGGUAUCCUGGAACGCAUUGAUCCUUGCGUACAUUGACAACGGGGAGAGUGAAAUAGCACUGGAGUACUUCGCUGAUUUGCGAUCUCGAAGUAUCACCACAAAUGCUUCGACUUUGGCGGUGGCACUCAAAGCCUGCGGAUCCCUGACGGAGCUGGCGACUGGGAAGUCGAUCCAUGGCGACAUUCUGAGAUGCGCGAGAACGCUCGAUGCUACUUACGUUUUUGACUCGUUUCCCACGAACGAGACGGUAACUUGGAACGCGUUGAUGGUUGGCUACAGCCGCGCCGGACAGACAGACAGUCUGUUGGAUGCCUUCGGCCGAAUGCAGCAGCAAUCCGUGAAUCCCGACUCGGUAACUCUACUCUUGGCUUUAAACGCAUGUAGUCACGCUGGGCUUGUGGAUGCAGGCAGCGAGAUCUUCCGGAGCAUGGGCUCCAAGUUUAAAGUCGAGCCUCGCCUCGAGCACUACCACUGCCUGAUCGACUUGCUCGGACGUGGCAACCAGGUGAACCGAGCUAUAGAGGUGGCGCUUUCCAUGCCUUACGAGCCAAACGGACUGACUUGGCGGAUCAUUCUCAGUGCUUGCUCAAAGGUGGCGGACUUGGCGGUAGCAAGGAGCACAUUCCAGUCGCUACUUCAACGGGGCGAUGAGGUACAAGGGUCAGAUUACUCGCUGAUGGCGAACGUUUUGCAGCCGCGUGGAGGAGAAGAUGGUUGACAGGGCUGGCUGCAUUCAUCUGAUAAGAUCCACGCGGACGAUCCACGCCGCCAGGGAGGCCCAUCUUCAAGUUUUGCGUCUCCUCGAGGCUGGCGACUUGUUCGUCUCCAACAUCGUGAUCGAGAUGUAUGGAAGAUGCGGCAGCAUGGUCGAUGCACAGGAAGUUUUCGAUUCCAUGCGGCAGAAGAACCUCUUCACUUGGGCUUUGCUACUCUCGGUGUAUGCCCGGAACGGGCAUCUCCAGGAGGCCAAGUCACUGUUCGACAAGAUGCCGGGAAGAAAUCUCGUGGCCUGGACAGGAAUGCUGGUCGCCUACACAGAUCGAAGCCACCUCGAGGAAGCAAAGACGCUGUUCGACUGGAUGCCAGAAAGGGACCUGGUUUGCUGGACGGCUAUGCUCACCGCGUUUGCGGAGAAUGGUCACUUGCAACUAGCAGAGGCGUUGUUCGACGAGAUGCCAGAGAGAGAUCUCAUCUCGUGGAGUGCGAUGCUUUCGGUUUACGCUCGGCACGGGAAGCUGGACAAAGCCAAGUCAGUGUUUGACGAGAUGGAGGAGAGGAACCUGGUUUCAUGGACUGCGAUGUUAGCGGCGUAUGCUCAAAAUGGUCAGGUGGAAAAGGCUAAGCAGGUGUUUGACAAGAUGCCCGAGAGGAACCUCGUCUCCUGGACAGCCAUGCUCGUAGCUCUUGC
Molecule: messenger RNA, 3068 nt
Organism: Selaginella moellendorffii
Lineage: Eukaryota; Viridiplantae; Streptophyta; Lycopodiopsida; Selaginellales; Selaginellaceae
Product: pentatricopeptide repeat-containing protein At3g09040, mitochondrial-like
Exons: 2
Coding region: 75-2378 (767 amino acids)
Biological process (GO): RNA modification
Molecular function (GO): protein binding; RNA binding
Source: RefSeq, a predicted model, not a curated record